Molecule: messenger RNA, 1632 nt
Organism: Westerdykella ornata
Lineage: Eukaryota; Fungi; Ascomycota; Dothideomycetes; Pleosporales; Sporormiaceae
Product: DUF605-domain-containing protein
Exons: 2
Coding region: 1-1326 (441 amino acids)
Biological process (GO): late endosome to vacuole transport via multivesicular body sorting pathway
Cellular component (GO): multivesicular body
Source: RefSeq, a predicted model, not a curated record
AUGGCCAUCCCAAUCCCCGCAAAACUGGCCGAGGCCCAAAUCAGCCAGUUCGCACGUCGCGCGGCCCAGCUGGAAAAGUUCAAGCCCAUCAUGGCCUACUGGCUGCGAUUCUACAUGAUCCAGAAGAUACUGUCCAAGAAUCUUCAUCUCGCGGACCCAGAGUGCACCACAUAUGCCACUCAACUGAUGGAGAAGCUGGAGCAGACCAAGGCCGACUAUCCGUCCGAGGACGCCCUGCACGACGACAUGGCCGCUCAGGCAUACUGCGAGCAGUUUGCCCUACAGACCUUCGCAAAAGGAGACAAUGACAUCCGAGCGGACAAGGUCACCGCGGCGACAGCCGAUACACUGCUAGCCGCAUCGACCUUUCUGGAGCUUCUCUCCAUCUGGAAGGAUCCCCCAGAACCCCACAUCAAAUCUAAGAUGACCUAUGCCAAAUACCAUGCUGUGCGCAUUACAAAAGCAAUACGGGCUGGGGAGGACCCCAAUCUGUCCAAUCCUAAGCAACAAGCUCCUGUUGCCUCACCCGCUACACUGGACCCGAACGACCCAGAGGUUCAACAGAUCAAUGGUGGUGCCCAACAACCGCCUGAGAAUCCAGCAUAUCAACCAUAUGUGGAGACAGCGCCGAACACUUCUGGGCAUCCGUCGCCAACCUUCACCGCAGCGGGACUUCCUACGUCCCCGCCAGCUGCUCCUGCCACGACGUCUCAGCCCGGGCAUGAUGCCUCUACCACUUUCUCACCUCAGCAAGAUGUAUCGCCCAUAUCACAACCCGCACAUUCUCGCGAGGGUUCAGCAUCAGUGAUUUCCGUAGGUGGAGGAUAUUUCCCACGUGUCGACGUUCCCACCUUUACGGCCGAAGCUGCACCAGCAGUACCUAGCGCAUCGAUGGACGCUGACAUGACCAAUCCUUACGAGUUUGGGAGAGCUCCACCAGCAGCACCGCCCCCUCACCCUCUUCCGCCAGCUGAUAGCUCAGAGGAUCAGGCUCCUCCCAACGCAGCGCGCCAGUCACCGGCCUUCUUGCAACAACCAUCGCAACCACUAGUACCCGCAUCUUUCCCAUCACAACAGACUCAGCAAAAUCUGCAUUCUCCGCGAGCAGCUCUUACAACAGCGCCACAGCCCUCACCCCAGCUCUAUGGGGCAGCUACUGCCGGUGCGUUGCAACCGGAAUAUCAAGGCUCAUUCAGGACGGAUGAGGAUUCCUUGGCCGAAGCCCAAAAACAUGCGAAAUGGGCCAUCUCAGCUCUCAACUUCGAGGACGUCAAUACUGCGGUUAAGGAGCUGCGUACCGCCUUACGGGCCCUUGGGGCGACAUAGACAUAGGACUUCGGCUUUGUUGCGUAAGCGAGUAUCUUUUCUGUAGACUGCGAUACCCUUGUUAGCAAGAAUUUGGGGCCAUGUACAGUGUUUAUCUUCAUUGCCGUAUGGGCAUAUAGCAUCUUGAAUGAGAACGUGUGGUGUAAGAUUUCUGGAUGUCAUUCAGAAAUCAGAACCGAAGAAGGCCAAGAAGUAAUGACAGCACCCCGAUGUAGCUAUCAUUUCAUGAUUGCAAGGGCAACUGAAACAACAAGGACCACAUGACACCUAGUUCUCUUCAUCAAUAGAAAUGAUACUAACCACGAC